CUUCAUUGUGCUUCAUUCGAAAAACAGAUUGCGAUUGAUUUACGGUGAGGAUUUAGAAGUCCAAUAACAGUAUGUAUUAAUACCAACACAAUAACACUCGGAGUACUCCUGGUGGUCUGUGCAUUCAUUGGGACUCUCAAUGCCGUUGCAUUGGACGGCGCUUGCACAACAAACAACGACUGCAUAUGCGGAGAUGCCUACUCGUCAUGUCAGAACUUAUUGUGUAAAUGCGCUACUGGGUACACUGCCAUUGGUGGAACAUGUAAAGCAGACAUCGGCACAACAUGUUCCUCGACAUCGGAUUGCGAUACCACAACAGUGACUGGCACGGUGUGCGAUACAACAAUGACGGAUUCAGUUUGUAAGAUAGGUUCCUCAUCUGCUUGUACAAACAACCAAAAUGACUGCGUAUCAAACUCUGCCUGCGCCUCCAACACUUGUACAUGCACAGCUACCACCCACUCAGAAGAAACAUCAACAAAGCUGUGCAAGAAAGCGCUAGGACAAUCGUGCACCGCUACAUCUGACUGUGAAAACAACAUUUCACCUGUAGUGUGCGAUACGACUCUUGCUUCUCCUGUCUGCAAAAUAGGGGUUGGUGGAGCCUGCGGUGUUGUUACAGACAAGUGUACGACUAAUUCAGCUUGUGACGGUGGAAGUUCAUUAUGCGCUUGCUCUGCUAAUUAUCCAGCCUUGGGUACUCUUUGUGUUGGAGAAUUGACACAAUCUUGCGUCAAUGACGCUGGCUGCAUCAGUAACGCCGGAUGUGUAUCAAGUGCAUGUGCUUGCAGUUCUGGAUAUGUCGCGACUGGCAAUACUGCUUGUAAAGGAGAUUAUGGAACUGCCUGUUCAGUAGCAUCUCCAUGCGAUACAGCAACAAACACCCUGGCUGUAUGCGAUAAUACUGGCUUCUGUAAAAUAAAGGCGGGAUCGAGCUGCGCUGGAAACACAGACAAGUGUGUAUCAGGCGCCUCUUGUGACGGCGGAACUUCCAACUGCGCAUGUAACAGUGGGUACACACAGGAUGCUACACCGGCGUUAUGCCUGGGAGACGCCGGAACAACAUGUACCGCAUCAACAGACUGUGACCAAGUAACAGUUGCUCUGGUAUGCGAUCUAACCGUUUCAUCACCAGUUUGCAGGAAAAAGCUAACCGACUGCGGCGCAGACACCACCAAUUGUGUUGCUAAUAACGCCUGUAGUGGCGGUACAUGUAACUGUGCAACCGGAUUUUCCGAAGAUGGCACAACAUUCCUUUGUGAAGGAGGUGUUGAUUCAACAUGUGACAAUCAGUAUGACUGUGAUGCGAAUACGGGCAUUGUGUGUGACACAUCAUCUAGUAAAUGCAAAAAGGACGUUGCUGCAAGCUGCUCUGCAAACCAGUGUAUAACCAAUGCUGAAUGUGCCUCGUGCAGCUUGUGUGCGUGUUUGGACAGCUACACAUACGCUUCUACUACCUUUACAUGUGAUUACAACAAGGCGACAUCCACUUGUUUUGUUUCUGCUGUAUUGCUGAUGAUCUGUCUCCUUGUUUCGCUCUUUUAACAACCAUCGGGCUGACUCCAGUGUACGAAGAUCGAAUAGUCAAGCAACGAAUUCAAAAUGAAACAAUUAAAAAAUUCCGUGUAUUGUAGUGCCCUUUUCUGAAAACCACUAACCAUAUGAAGUAACAUUUUUACGUACACAUCACAAUAUUACAACAAUUGGGCAUUUUUUUUACAUACGCGGAUAGCCUUCCACGUGACAUUGAAGAUAAAAAACAUUCAGUGGAAUAGAAUUGUAUACUUUCCACCAACUUAUUAUUUAAGAUAUGCGUUUAAGUACUUUUUUAAAACUGUCAAAAGUUGUUGGAAUAAAUUAGAACUAACUAUUUAAGUUAACCGUUUGAAAUGUCUUUUUCAAAAUUUAAGAAUGUACAUAGUAUUUAUACUUUGAUGUUUUGUAUAUUUGCUUACUUAUGUUUUUCUGUGUUAACUGUAAACUAAUGAACAAGUGGAAUAACACAUACAAACAGUUUGAGGCAAAAAAUCACAUGUUGUCAAUUUGUUCUAUUUUCACACAUAAAAUACAUAUACUCAUAAUGAAAGUAUCUGAAAUAUAUCGUGUUUAAGAAAUUUUAAGAUUUGAACUGAAAUCUAAUUAUUUGAACAUUAUUUUAUUGAGUUUACAUUCAAUCCCAUGUUCAACGUAUCGACUUAUCGCAUUAUGCAACUGUUUGUGGU
Messenger RNA from Mya arenaria, 2222 nucleotides. Its product is annotated as multiple epidermal growth factor-like domains protein 11. Lineage: Eukaryota; Metazoa; Mollusca; Bivalvia; Myida; Myidae. The coding region runs from base 346 to 1545 and encodes 399 amino acids. The transcript has 15 exons. The record is from RefSeq and is a predicted model, not a curated record.